Messenger RNA from Diaporthe amygdali, 1320 nucleotides. RefSeq lists its product as uncharacterized. The record is from RefSeq and is a predicted model, not a curated record. Gene Ontology annotation, molecular function: metal ion binding. Lineage: Eukaryota; Fungi; Ascomycota; Sordariomycetes; Diaporthales; Diaporthaceae. Bases 1 to 1320 code for a protein of 439 amino acids. The transcript is spliced from 4 exons. Gene Ontology annotation, cellular component: mitochondrion.
AUGAUCGGCCGAUCAGCUCUGACGAGGGGAGCCCGUCUUGCCCUCCGCCGGCAGGACUGCGCCAGCCUCGCCCAGCGACGCGGGUACGCUGCCGCCGCUGCUUCUACCGAGACCGCAUCCUACGAGUCGACCGACAUCAACGGCAUCAAGGUCGCCAGCCGCGACCCCCGAGGCCCCACCGCCCGCAUCGCUGUCGUCGCAAAGGCCGGAACCAGGCGGUCGGCCCUGAGGAUCACAAGAGAGUCUGAGCUUCUGGGAGGCCAAUUGACUGCAUAUCACACGCGAGAGGCUCUCGUCGUGGAGGCUGCCUUCCUGCGGGAUGACCUGCCCUACUUCACAGAGCUCCUCGGUGAGGUCAUCACCAAGACGAGAUACACGACCCACGAGUUCCAGGAGGAGAUUGAGAGGAUCGUGCACCUGAAGCAGGCCAAGCUCACCAACGACGCCCUGGGCCAGGCCCUCGACAACGCCCACUCUGUUGCCUUCCACAAGGGCCUCGGUUCCUCCAUCUACCCAUCCAGCUCGACGACCCUUGGCCCUUAUCUGAACGAGAACUCCAUCGCCGCCUUCGCUGAGGCUGUCUACACCAAGCCCAACAUUGCCAUCGUCGCCGACGGUGCCACCCAGGCGAGCCUGUCCAAGUGGAUCGAGCCCUUCUUCAGGGACGUUCCCGCGUCGGCUUCUAGCCCACUGCAGCUGUUCACCGAGGCUUCCAAGUACUACGGUGGCGAGCAGCGGACGUCUUCGGCCGGCUCCAACGCCCUGGUCCUCGCCUUCCCUGGCCACAACCUGCACUCCGACAAGGCCGACGUCGCCGUCCUGACCGCCCUCCUCGGCGGUGAGUCCAGCAUCAAGUGGUCUCCCGGCUUCAGCCUCCUCGCCAAGGCCUCCGCCACCGCGCCCGGCUCUACCAUCGUGGCCAAGAACCUGGCCUACACCGACGCUGGUCUCCUGACCAUCCAGAUCACCGGUAGCUCUACGGCUGUGAGGAAGGGCGCCGAGGAGGCUGUGAAGGCCCUCAAGAGCGUUGCUGAGUCUGGUGUUACCAAGGAGGUUCUGACCAAGGCCAUCGCCAAGGCCAAGUUCGAUCUGCUGUCCCAGAACGAGCUGACUGGCACUGGUCUUGUCUCCGCGGGCAACAGCCUGAUUCACGGUGGAAAGAUCUUCCAGGUUACGGAGGCUCUGAAGAGCUAUGAGGCAGUGACUGCCGAGAAGGUUAAGGCGGCGGCGAAGGCGUUGUUGGACGGCAAGGCGACGGUGGCGGCAGCGGGAGACCUGUACGUGCUCCCAUACGCAGAGGAGAUCGGCCUCAAGGUAUAG